Seriola aureovittata is the source of this 3544-nucleotide messenger RNA. RefSeq names its product potassium inwardly rectifying channel subfamily J member 8 (gene kcnj8). Gene Ontology annotation, biological process: regulation of monoatomic ion transmembrane transport; potassium ion import across plasma membrane. Gene Ontology annotation, molecular function: ATP-activated inward rectifier potassium channel activity. The coding region runs from base 859 to 2124 and encodes 421 amino acids. Lineage: Eukaryota; Metazoa; Chordata; Actinopteri; Carangiformes; Carangidae. The transcript is spliced from 6 exons. Gene Ontology annotation, cellular component: plasma membrane. The record is from RefSeq and is a predicted model, not a curated record.
GCAGUUCAGACCCCAGUAAAUAACAUCAAAUGGCACAAAAAUAAACAGUAAAUGUGAAAAAAACAAAAAAAAGUUAAGGUCACCGAAAACUGAACCGGACAGAUGCUAAAGCAAAGCAAACUACAGGUGCAACACAUUCAUGGGAAACAUUUCUCAUUGUAUAAAAUGGUCGGUUCACCUGGAGACCAUUUCUGUAUCUUUUGUAAUUUAUAAAUGAUUCGUCUCUUUUUGCUUUAAAACUGAGAGAAAGAAGAAGAACAGACUUAUUGUCACAUUCCGAGUCAAUCUGACUUGAUUUCUGCAAAACAGCAAUGUUCACUUUAGGCGUGAAAUUAAUGUUUCACCUGCUACAAAAGUUAAUGUAUGAAUGUUGCUGUUUGUUUGCUCCUUAACCUGAGAGACAAAACUGCCCAACUGAGAUGAACAUGUGAAUGAAAUUAGUCAUUUCGUGUAUAAAAUAACAGAAUUGAUCAUCUUACACUCGUGAUGAAAGGGUGAACCAGUGAUUGAACUCAGGGGACAAUAUUUAAAGGUUGAGACAUGAUUCGUGUGUUUUAACUCGUAAUAUCGUGUUUUCCGACUGCCUCUGAACAGUCCCUGAAGGCAGCAGCACCCUGGUCUGACCGGGUCUGGACUCUGGAAGUUGGACUACGUCAACAGCAGAGAGGAGACCGUCCCAGUCCUCAGAGGAGCUGAGCGGAGGCGGCGCGCAUAUGGUCACUCCGAAACAUCUCCAAAUGUCGACAGGAGCGGAGGAGCGCGUCAUGUUGUGUCCGUGCGUAAAGACGCACUGAAGACGGACUCUAAAAAUAAAAUAAAAAAAAAAAACAGCUUGGACGCUUUUUCUUCAGCAUCAAGAUGUUGGCGCGGAAAAGCAUCAUCCCGGAGGAGUUCGGUCUGCCGGGGCUCGCCUCCCGCAUGCCCCGCAAGCCGGUGUUCAGGGACCGCGUGAACAAGGCGCGCUUCAUCGCCAAAAACGGCUCGUGCAACUUGGCGCACAAGAACAUCCGCGAGCAGGGCCGAUUCCUGCAGGACGUGUUCACCACGCUGGUGGACCUGAAAUGGCGCUUCACGCUGGUCAUCUUCACCACCACGUUCGUCAGCAGCUGGCUGCUGUUCGCCAUGAGCUGGUGGCUGGUCGCGUUUGCGCACGGAGACCUGGACCCGCAGCAGCGGAACAGGACCCACUGCGUCACCGACGUCAAGUCGUUCACCUCAGCCUUCCUGUUCUCCAUCGAGGUUCAGGUGACCAUCGGCUUCGGAGCGCGGAUGAUAACGGAGCAGUGUCCGACCGCCAUCACCGUCCUCAUCCUGCAGAACAUAGUGGGGCUCAUCAUCAACGCUGUCAUGCUGGGCUGCAUCUUCAUGAAGACGGCCCAGUCGAACCGUCGGGCGGAGACGCUGAUCUUCAGCCGUCACGCCGUGAUCGCCGUCAGAAACAACCGCCUGUGCUUCAUGAUUCGCAUCGGGGAUCUGAGGAAGAGCAUGAUCAUAGGAGCCACCGUCAGGUUACAGGUGGUGAGGAAGACGACCACACCAGAGGGGGAGGUGAUCCCCAUCCAUCAGAUCGACGUCCAGACGGAGAGCGCCGUGGCCAGCAACAACCUGUUCCUCCUCGCCCCGCUCAUCAUCUGCCACGUCAUCGACAAAAACAGCCCGCUGUACGACCUGUCAGCCAUGGAGCUUCAGUGCAGCGACCUGGAGGUGAUCGUCAUCCUGGAAGGAGUGGUGGAGACGACGGGGAUCACCACGCAGGCCCGGACCUCCUACGUCUCUGAGGAGAUCCAGUGGGGUCACCGCUUCGUUCCCAUAGUAACGGAGGAGGAGGGCGUGUACUCUGUGGACUACUCCAAGUUUGGCAACACAGUCAAGGUGACGACGCCGCUGUGCAGCGCCAGAGAGCUGGACGAGAAGCCGUCCAUCUUAAUUCAAACUCUCCAGAAGAGCGAACUGUCGCACCAAAACUCUCUGAGGAAGCGUAACUCCAUGAGACGCAACAACUCCAUGCGUAAAGGCGCAGGGAGCAGCGGGAGCCUGCGCCGGAACAACUCGGGGAUCGCCUCGCCCAAAGUCCAGUUCUUCACCCCUGGCGACGGAGGCCAGACCCUGAACGCUGUCACCUGACAUGAGGCCUGGCUCCUGCUGGCCGCCCUGCUCCUCCUGGUGGGAAGGAGGAUCGUGGGUGUGGCUGUGUCUCCUGCGCUGAUGGGACUCGUUCUGUUUCUGUUCCCUGCUUUAUCUAGACUUGUCUCGCAACACAUUUACUGCUAAUGUUACUCUCCAAGGCUUUACAAUCUCUACAACACACAUCAUUUUAUUUCCUUACACCCCUCAGUCUGGAUAUAAAGAUAUCUGCAGAGAUAAUUCGACUGACAUUAAAUUAUAUCAUCAAUUAGAUAAAAAUAAGUCAAACAUUCACUGGUCCUAGCUUCUAGAAUCUGAGGAUUUGAUGCUUCUCUUCUCCUGUGACUGUUGAAACUGCGAUGGUCAUUUUUCACUCUCUCACUAAACAGUUUUAAGUGCAACACGAACACACACCUGUAACAUGAGACGCACAUCAAACCACCGACACCCACCGUUUUCCCAUGUUUCCCGGAACUGAUGCACGUUAACUCCAUCACUAUAUGACGGCCUGCGUGCUGCAGGUGCAUGAGGAGAUAUCACAUGACACAGCUGAUGCGUUUAGCUGAAUAAUUAGUGACACAUUUGAGCGAUUAAUCAACUGUAGACAGAUAAAGCGAUCUGAAGAUGUUGCCUCGGGCUGUGGGACCUUGUGAUGGACAUUUUUCACAUUAAUUAUUAAUUUUUUUGUUUUUUAAAUAAUCAAAAGAUAAAUAGAUAAUACAAAUAUUUUUAUUAAACUUUUUUUGUAAAGCAGAAAUAAAAAACAACAAAAAAAAACACACAAUAAACCAACACAAAAUACAGACGAAACAACUGAGAAGAAAAACAACAAUCAAAUCCAGGGACAGCUGUUCUUACAUCUGGAAAGCUGUAACUCCACUGCGUUUUUCCAGACUGCUUCUAUCAGUCCGGCCUUUAUCCUUUGAGAUUUAGUGGCUCCCAGGUAUUAAAGACGGGCUCGAGGGUUCAACCUUUAAGGCUGUGGAGAAAGCUCCAGUGCUUGUUUCAUUAUCCAGCCAUUGAUUUAGAGUAGGACCUCUAUCAUUGAUCCACGUGACUGGGAUGCACUUCAGAGCAGAGUGCUGCAAAAUACAGAAAAGGUCUGUUACAAAAAUCAGCAAGUGACUCAUUAUACAACAAUUUUCCUGAGGUUAAAACAACCAAAGGCAGAUUAUGCAAGUGUUUCACCUACAGUGUUUCACCGACGGUUUUCAUCACAUUUACAAAACUAUUCAUUAUUAAAGCAAUAAAUACAAACACUAUUCUGUUCAACAUACAUUUGUACAUUUGUAAUUUUCACUCGUUUGUGACUUGUGUUGUUUGAGAAUAAACUCACUCACUUCAUCUGAAUGUUUCUGUAUAUGAACUGUCUGUAUAUGAAUGAUCCCAGUGAAGAAAUACAUUCAUUUAGUAGAUAAUA